Amyelois transitella is the source of this 733-nucleotide messenger RNA. RefSeq lists its product as uncharacterized. NCBI's taxonomy places the organism in Eukaryota, Metazoa, Arthropoda, Insecta, Lepidoptera, Pyralidae. The record is from RefSeq and is a predicted model, not a curated record. The transcript has 2 exons. The coding region runs from base 41 to 733 and encodes 230 amino acids.
UUUAUUCAAUUUUGGAAUAUUAAAUUGGUUCUACGCUAAAAUGUCGGAUACCACACGGUAUUUUAAUCAAAUAUAUUUAUCAUUUUCAGAUGUAAACCUUUUAAUAGGCGGAUUCUUAACAGACAGCUUCGUCUUACUUACGGCGAACGUGGAAGACCUCAAGCAGAUAGCCAAGAAAUUCCUAUCAGCGUCACUUACAGAACAACUCACCGAUUUUCUAGCUAAAGGCAAGUCUCCCGACCAGUUGUCUGAAGAGAAUGAAAGAAACGCCCAAGAGUAUAGGAAUUCUAGAGAACUAAUUGAAAAUAACGAGCCAUACAAUGACGUACAGACACCAGCGAAGACAUACAGUUACGAUAUCAACGCCGGGCCUCCAAUUGAAAAUGUAAAAGUUAACACACAACACGUUCAACAGAUGAAACGUAAAGAGAAUAGGUACAGAAAGCCUAAACCGGAGAACGCGGAUCCUAGACAGAUGCAGAUAACGUAUUCCAAAGAUACGAAUUCGUAUGAAGUGCAGCCGAAGCCGAGUUUUCCAAGAAAACAAAGGAAAAUCGUCAGAUUACAAUACGGCGAUGAGGAUUUGAAGAAAUUAAGAGAAGUUCAAGCUCCUAAUUAUCGUAAAUUGCAGAUGACUACUUUGAAACAACGCAAUGAAUUUGAUCAAUACGAUAAUCAUAGAAAUAAUUUGGUAGCAACAAGCGGAUAUCUGGGUUUGCCAAGAGUUGAAUGA